Molecule: messenger RNA, 1879 nt
Organism: Sander lucioperca (pikeperch)
Lineage: Eukaryota; Metazoa; Chordata; Actinopteri; Perciformes; Percidae
Gene: tfe3b
Product: transcription factor binding to IGHM enhancer 3b
Exons: 9
Coding region: 200-1558 (452 amino acids)
Biological process (GO): regulation of transcription by RNA polymerase II
Cellular component (GO): nucleus
Molecular function (GO): DNA-binding transcription factor activity, RNA polymerase II-specific; protein dimerization activity; RNA polymerase II cis-regulatory region sequence-specific DNA binding
Source: RefSeq, a predicted model, not a curated record
GUUCCGGGUAACUGCGUCAGAUGACCUCAGUCCAUCGGCCCAAGAUAAACAACACUGUUAGUGCCGUGGCUAGCGACUGUUAAGGAACUUGUAUUCACCGAAUUAAAAGAUGGCAAAGAAACCGGAGGACUUCGGAGGUUUAUGGCUGUGAUUACGAUAAACAAAUCUAUUGCCACAAUCUGGAUCGCUCUCUUCAGCCAUGUCGUCACGUGUGUUGCUGCGGCAGCAGCUGAUGCGAGAACAAGCCCAGGAGCAGGAGAGACGUGAGGCCCAGCAGCAGGCCUCUGCCUCUCAGCUCCGGGCCUCUGACUCCACUCCAGCCAUUUCUGUCACACUGCCCCCAAAUGCUGCCCGUCCCCCUCCAGCACAGGUGCCUGUGGAGGUGCUGAAAGUGCAGACCCACUUGGAGAACCCCACCAGGUACCACAUCCAGCAGGCACAGAGGCAACAGGUGAAGCAGUACCUCUCCACCACUCUGGGCAACAACGCAACUACUCAGACCAUGGGUGUGUCCCCUGUGCCGCAGUCCAGUUCUGCCCCUGAAGUUGCUCCUACUGCCAGCAGUGUCCCUAACAGUCCUAUGGCUCUGCUUAACAUCGGAUCCAACAAGGAGGAAAUUGACGAUGUGAUCGACGACAUCAUUAGUCUUGAAUCCAGUUUUAAUGACGACAUCAUUACGUUGAUUGACUCAGGUCUUCAGUUGCCCAGCACGCUCCCAGGAAAUCUUUUGGAUAUAUACCACAGCCCUGGAAUGGCAGCACCUACUUUCACUGUCAGCAACUCCUGCCCUGCUGAUCUUCCAAAAGUUAAAAGGGAAAUUACUGAUGCAGAUACCAAAGCACUUAUGAAAGAAAGGCAGAAAAAAGACAACCAUAAUCUCAUUGAGAGGAGGCGAAGAUUCAACAUCAACGACCGUAUAAAGGAGCUGGGUACUUUGAUACCCAAGUCAAGUGACCCAUAUCACAAUGAUGUCAGCGAGAUGCGCUGGAAUAAAGGCACCAUACUGAAAGCUUCCGUAGACUACAUCAGGAAGUUGCAGAAGGAGCAGCAAAGAGCCAAGGAUAUUGAAAUGCGUCAGAAAAAGCUGGAACAUGCCAACCACAGUCUAAUGUUACGCAUCCAGGAACUGGAAAUGCAGGCACGUCUCCACGGCCUGAGCUCUGAUCCCUCUCUGCUGCAUCAGCAGCAGGUCCCACAUAGCGGCCCGUCUCUGCCUUCCAGUGCAGGAGGAGUCUCCUCCCAAAACCUCCUAAAUCUGGGCGUGGCAGGCAUUGGACAGCCUCUGCCAGCCUCCUUCCUGUCCCCGCCCUCCUCGGACUCUCCUGCAGGAGUCACCAUCAGCAGCCCCCUGGACCUGGGCAGCCUGAGCUUUGCCGAGCUGGACGACACCUCUGCCUCGGCACUCUACCCUGACGUGGGCUUGGGAGACAUUCUAAUGGACGAUGGGUGCACCCUGUCUCCUGAGAGGGUGGUGGAACCGCUGUUUUCUCCUUUGUCACCAGGUGCCUCUAAAACUAGCAGUCGCAGGAGCAGCCUUGAAAUGGACGAGGACUUGUGAUGAGUUCUGUUUGGCGGUCAGGGACUGUCUGUAAGGACCAGAAUGACAGGAAGUGCAGUCUAUCCUUAAAUAACGUGAGUCUAUUCAUAGGACUGUAUAAUUGAAAUCAAAAAAGCAAAAAUAACUAACAUUAAGAUCAAAACUAAUAUACAUGUUGGAGAAAGUAUGAUUUUUUUUUGCCAUACAGACCUAAUUAUUAUUGUUCCUGUUGGAAGCUGGUCAGAUGAUCAUGUCUGGGUUUAUAAAUGCAAUUUUAUUCAAAUGAAAUGUUGUAUAAUACGGGCAUGGCAUUAGGAGAUAAUACAUUAUUAAAUAGUUUUA